Messenger RNA from Stereum hirsutum FP-91666 SS1, 699 nucleotides. RefSeq lists its product as uncharacterized. The record is from RefSeq and is a predicted model, not a curated record. Lineage: Eukaryota; Fungi; Basidiomycota; Agaricomycetes; Russulales; Stereaceae. Bases 1 to 699 code for a protein of 232 amino acids. The transcript has 4 exons.
AUGUCUUACCCUACUACUAUCAUCAUGGAGUCACGCUCAUCGACUGAUGUACCACACGGCAACAAGCCAUUCAAGUCUUGGUCUUUGUUGACAUGGGAUACUGAACCUGUUCCGUUGAUGGAUCCUGUUCACUGCCCUAAGGAUUUGGAUACUGGGGUAUCCUUCCCAAUCUCGAACUAUCAAAACAAAUCCGCAAAUAAGUACUCUAUCACCCUGCUCUACGCUACUCCCGCAGACCCAAGUGGACUGAAGUCUCCGAUCCCCAGUUUUGGGAACGCAAUCGAGAAAGCGGAAGCUCGUCGCAAGAAGGAAGAAGAGGCGAAGCGACGAGGACCCGUCUACGAACCUGACGACCAACAUCCACCUCCGAGUGAUCCAACUGAAGUUUACUCCAAGAUCGUACCCGUCGAGAAACUUAGUCCAGAGAAGUGGCGUCAAUCACUCAAACGUAGGAAAUUGGAUCAUCCAUCCGGUUCGAACUCGCAGACCAACGAUCCAUGUUUGAGAGAGUACCAGAGUGAGCCGGCGAUGCCUGUGGCAGAUAUGGAGCCUUGGAUGUGGCGGCCUGCGGGGUUGUCCAGGUGGCCGAAGUGGGCAUUGAAGAGGCGGGCGGAAGCUGUCGCGAAGCUUUCGAGUGAGCGAGAGAAGUCGCCGUUUUGGACGAGGAAGCGAAAGUGGGUCGAUGAGGACGACGGUUGA